Messenger RNA from Mycetomoellerius zeteki, 1197 nucleotides. Its product is annotated as putative nuclease HARBI1. Bases 97 to 1176 code for a protein of 359 amino acids. The transcript has 4 exons. The record is from RefSeq and is a predicted model, not a curated record. Lineage: Eukaryota; Metazoa; Arthropoda; Insecta; Hymenoptera; Formicidae.
CUUGUUCUUUUCUAUAACCUCUUUUGUGUAGUUCUAUCGGACGAGAAUCUAUAAUAUCUAAUAAUAAAAAGAAAUAAAAAUCGUGUAAUAAUUAAAAUGGAUAGAAUUAUUAAUAUCUUAUUUCAAGAUGACGAAUUAAUUGACGAAGAUGAAAAUCUUCAAGAAAAUCGACGAAGACCACGUUCGAUCAGACCACGUAUUAAUUACUUAAAUAUUUUUGAUACAGUUGACUUCAAAAAAAGAUUUGUAAUAUCCAGACACAAUUUCAUGAUGUUAUUAGAAAGAAUUCAAGCUGAAAUACAACAUAAUACCGAUCGUAACAAUGCUAUUCCACCUGCAAUCCAAUUGAUGGUUGCUCCCAGAUUUUAUGCCACUGGAUCUUUUUUAAAAACUAUUGGUGAUUUUUGUGCAAUUAGUGAAGUAAGUGCACACGAUAUAAUUCACCGAGUAUCUCCUGCUAUUGCUGCGUUAAGAGAUGAAUUUAUAAAACUUCCCAUAUCUCCAGAAGAAAUUCGUGUAAGCCAACGAGAAUUUUUUGAAACAGCUAAAUUUAUUCGUGUUAUCGGUUGCAUAAAUUGCACUCAUGUCAGAAUUCAAUCGUAUGGUGGAGAAGAUAGUGAAUUGUAUCGCAAUAGAAAAGGCUACUUUUCUCUAAACAUACAAGUAGUUAUUAACGCAAAAUUGGAAAUAAUUGACAUAGUAGCGCGUUGGCCAGGAUCUGCACAAGAUUCAACUGUAUUUAACCAUUCAAGAAUUAAGAGUUUGUUCGAGGCAAACAGAUUUGGUGAUGCUUUACUCCUUGGAGAUUCUGGCUAUCCGAAUCUGCCAUAUUUAAUGACUCCGUUACUAAAUCCAACAAAACCAGCAGAACAUCUUUACAAUGAAGCUCAAAUUCGAACACGCUCAAAAAUUGAAAGAUGUUUUGGAAUUUGGAAAAGAAGAUUCGCAGUGUUAUCUAUUGGAUCGCGUUUUCAUACAGUUCAAAAGAUGCUUCCUAUUGUUAUAGCAACAGCUAUAUUGCAUAAUAUUGCUCAGCAGAAAAAUGAACCAAAUGUAAUUAAUCCUGAAAUAUAUGAUAAUGUUAUUGCUGAAGUACAAAAUGUAAGAGUGGAUAAUAUGAACAUCAGGGAUGAACGACAACAUUUACUUUCGGAGUAUUUUGAAAGAUUACUUUAAAAACUUAAAAUAAAAAGCAUU